AUGAGUUUAAGAAAUCCCAACCGAGAAACCAAAGAUUGUAACAGUGAAGAUGAAGUGUCUCAAAGCGAAACCAUUGAUUCAGGUUGCGUGUCAGACUCGUCGGAUUCCUCUUUGGAUAUUGUGAGUCAAUUUGUGAACAAAGAGAGUAAUGAUGAUGAGAGUGAAGAAGAAAAUUUAAAUCUUGAUCGGAAAUUCGCCACCAAAGUUAUGAGUGAUUCUGGUUUUUUCUCGGACGGCCCAAGUAAGGAAACGGAAUUAAGUGGCAAAGAAUCCGAAAGCGAUGAAGGAAAAUCUUUAUAUCAUUUAAAUGAUCCCACGUUAAAAGCAGAACUCAAUGAGAAACCGUCAACAAGUUGGAGCGAAGCUUAUCAACAAAACGAUGAUGGUAAUACGAAAUUGCAUCUGGCCUGCGUUUCGUUUGAUAUAAAUAUGAUUAAAACGCUAUUAUUUAUUGCUCCUCAUCCUUGCCUUUAUAAUACACUUAACUAUGAUUGUCGCACACCGCUACAUUUGGCCACUCUUGCGCAGCGACCAAAAAUAUUAAGGGCAUUAUUAUUAGCAGGAGCUAGCCCUACUAUAUGUGAUCGUCAAGGUAAUACUGCUUUACAUCUUGCCUGUAGAUCGGGUGUCGAAGAAAGUGUUCUCGCCAUAAUUGCACCAUUUAGUGAAGACGAGGUAGCGGAGUUUUCACGCGACAACAUUAAUCAUAACGUUUCCACUUGCAUUUCAAAAGUGUUAGAAAUGCGUAAUUAUAACGGUGAGGGUUGCGUGCAUCUCACCGCUAAAUUGGGCUUUAUAAACAUUUUACGUCUCCUCACUUCGCACGGAGCUGACAUUAACUCUCGAGAAUACAAAUCUGGUCGCACACCGUUACAUAUUGCUAUCGAGAGCGGAAACGAAUUAUUAGCCAAUUUUUUGUUAGAUGAAUGUGAAGAAAUUGACUUAGAAGUAAGAACUUUUAGCGGCUUAACACCUUAUCAACUGUCAUCACAGUUCAGGAGAACAGCAUUACAAAAUAAGUUAGUAACACUCGGAGCCGAAAUCUUGUCAGCAUCAGACAGCGAUGACGACAGUAAUGAAACAGAUUCCGAUUCAGAUUCAGAAACGGACGACGCAACGGAUAACGUUACCGAAUCUUCUCGUUUCCCCAUUUUCACAAAUGGCCGUAUCGAAAUGGCGGACGGUUCAAUAGCUGGACCACUCUAAAUCAAUUAUUUCGACGUACUACAUUUCAAGGAUACAAAGUACUUUUGCUACAUUUUUUUUGCAAAUUCAAUUUUAUAACUUGCAAACGAACUCAUACUCAUAAUAAUAAAU
This is a messenger RNA of Glossina fuscipes, 1317 nucleotides long. Its product is annotated as NF-kappa-B inhibitor cactus-like. Gene Ontology annotation, molecular function: protein binding. The record is from RefSeq and is a predicted model, not a curated record. The transcript has a single exon. NCBI's taxonomy places the organism in Eukaryota, Metazoa, Arthropoda, Insecta, Diptera, Glossinidae. Bases 1 to 1206 code for a protein of 401 amino acids.